This is a messenger RNA of Linepithema humile (Argentine ant), 2910 nucleotides long. NCBI's taxonomy places the organism in Eukaryota, Metazoa, Arthropoda, Insecta, Hymenoptera, Formicidae. The record is from RefSeq and is a predicted model, not a curated record.
AUUGCACAUGGCAAAGUCAACAAACGUCAAGUGAAGUUGCACCCUUAAUGUUACCAACGACCAGUCAUAUUAAGAGAAGAAAAACUACAAUGAAAAGAAGUUUAAGGAGCAAGUGUAAUCAACCAAUAAUUGAAAUAUCAGAUUCAGAUGAUGAGGAGCAUAAAAUAUUUUCUAAAGGAUUAAAGGAUGAAAGCUAUGUACCAGAAGAAAGUAAAAGAAAAAUAGAAGUUAUAGCGGACAACAAAAAACCAAAGAGGAGGAUAAAAAAAGCUGCACAGACCAAAGAUGCUGAAUCUACCAAAAGAAAGGCUGCAGAAGAAAAUUUAGAAAGUAAAUUUAAUAACAAGAAACAAAAGCAAGAAGAGCCAUCACUCACUGAUUAUUCAGAAGUAUCACAACAAAAUCAGAAAAAUCAGACCAACAUUGAGAUAAAGCAUGAUGAAAAGAUAGAAAACAAGUUAAAAUUCAGCUCUUGUGCGGAAUGGACUGAUGUUGAGUACAUAAGCGAAAUCAACAAUGUGGAUAUACAGAUUGCUAAAAAUGUAGUAAAGCUUUUCAGCAGUGAUAACACUAUACCUUUUAUCGCAAGGUAUAGGAAGAACGUGACAGGAUCUAUGGAACCUGAUCAGUUGAGAGCACUUAAAGACAGUUUCGAGCAGGCAAAGGUAAUUAAGCAUCGUGCUGCAACAAUUAUUAAGACUAUUGAUAAGUUAGGAAAAUGGUCACCCGAGAUUCACUCUGCAAUCACAUCUGCAAAAUCUCUCACCGACCUGGAGGAACUUUAUUCUUUCUANAAACCGACAACAAAACGACUUCUGGCGGAAAGAGCAAGAGCUUUGGGCCUGGAGAGGAUCAGCAAUGCCAUUUUGCAAAUACAAACGACGCAGUGUAAAGCGACUAAAGAAGAUCCAAAAAAGUCUCCGAAGUCGAACGAGCAUAAGUAUGAAGGGUACUUCAAUUUUAAGGCGAGCGAGAAAAACAUUAGGCCGCAUCAGGUGCUCGCUAUCAAUCGAGCCGAAUCACAAAAAUAUAUCAAUGUAAAAGUGGUCGUUCCAGAUGCUUUUGAGCAGUCGUUCAAACGCUGUUGCGUAUGGCAAUAUAUACAUCGACAAAGUCUUACAGGGAACAUGACAACGUUACAUCGGGAUUUGCUCAACAGCAGUAUCGAUCACACUUACAAGAAGCUAAUUAAGCCGUUGGUGAUGCGUCGCGUGAGGAGCGAGGUGAAGGAGAGGGCGGAAACGGCGUCUAUAAAAGUUUUCGUGACGAACGUUAAACAAUUACUGCUCAUCCCGCCUGUGCGUGGUAAAGUUGUCCUCGGCAUAGAUCCAGGUUUCUAUCACGGAUGCAAACUCGCUGUCGUAUCGGAACACGGCAAUAUUCUUGAUACGGCUGUCAUUCAUCCGCAUAUGAAGAAUCAUGAAAAAGCAUUCCAACAGUCGGCUAAAACAUUGGCGGAGCUAGUGAAUAAACACAAAUGCACGAUACUGGCUUUAGGGAAUGGUACGGCGUGCAGGGAAACCGAAAUGUUUCUGACAAAGAUGAUCGAAUCGAAGAUGUUUGGCUCGCUGAAUGUGAGGUAUAGCAUCAUUGACGAGUGCGGAGCUUCGAUUUACAGUUGCAGUGCCGAAGCAAAAUCGGAAUUUCCGAAUCUCGAUCCGAACCUGGUGUCGGCUAUAUCAAUAGCGAGGCGUUUGCAGGAUCCAAUGGCAGAGUUAGUCAAAAUAGAACCGAAGCACUUAGGAGUCGGGCAGUAUCAGCAUGAUCUUCCCGAAAAGCAAUUGCUGAAUGCAUUAGACGAAGUGAUUUCAGAGGCUGUGAGUUAUGUAGGAGUUGAUAUUAAUACAGCUUCGCAAUGUCUCUUGCGGAGAGUAGCUGGUCUCACGAAUUCUAGGGCCGCGAGCAUUAUAGAGUGGCGUAUCAAACAUGGACCGUUCAAGAAUAGAGAGCAGUUGUUAAAUGUGAAGGGUAUCGGCAGUAAAACAUUCGAGCAGUGUGCAGGAUUUAUAAGAAUCCUGCCGGAAACAGCAGUGAUUAGCGGCACCCCGGCAGAAAGGGGCGCGGAAUCAAAGAAAUCGAAGAAAUCGAACAGCGAUCUUAAUCUUUUAGACCAAACGUGGAUCCAUCCGGAAUCGUACGCUAUUGCGAAUAAAUUCAUAGAGCACUGCGAAUGCAAACUGGACGAUCUUGGCACACCGGCAUUUAUUGACAGAAUAAAUUCUCACGUGAAAGUGGGAUGUGUAAAACUAGCCGCACAGUUCGAUACUAACGAGGCUACUAUGGAGAUUAUAGUCAAAGCUCUGACCAUGAAGAAGGAUGAAGAUAUACGAUUGAAGUCGGAUCGUCCGCUAUUUCGCACCGGAGCGCGAAGUAUCAAAGAUUUGAGCGUCGAUACCGUACUGAGCGGCGUUGUGCGCAAUGUUACGCAUUUCGGAGCGUUUAUAGAUGUAGGCAUCGACACACAUGGACUGAUACACUUCUCGCGUAUGAAAAAAGAGACACUACAUGUCGGUCAGCGUGUUGAAGUGAAGAUAAUUAAAAUCGAGCUUGCACGCAACAGAGUCUCCCUUGAGUUAAUAAAAUCAUUAGAUAAUUGAUAGUAUUACGAGAGAAAAACUGUUUAGCGGAAAUAGUGUUAGUUUAUAUUAUUUUUACUUAUAAGACUAUGGGGAUAAUAUAAUGAAUAAAGAAAAAAAAUAUUAAUUAACAAUAUUACAAUAAUAAUAAGUAAAUUGUUUUGAUAAUAUCAUACUAAAUUUCUGCACAUUUCACGUAAUCAUUAUUUUUAUUUUCUUUGCAAUUUUUCUGGUUUGUCGAUCCAUGUCUCUUUGUCUUGUUGCAUCGCAACACUUCUCGUGGAUAGUUUAUCUCAGAAAAAUGGAUUCCGCUUUAUGUUGUGCAAUGUGAUUG